AUGUCCUUCAGCUUCGGAAACACGAACGCUACGCCGACGUCGAACAGUGGCUCGACCCCUGCGACUUCUGCGCCGGCAUCUGGAGGUCUCUUUGGUGGCGCUGCCUCCAGCGGCACUCCCAGCUUUUCUUUCGGCAACCUAGGAGGUAGCAACACUCCCGCUGCUGGAUCAAGCAGUGGCACGCCAGCCUCGGGCGGAGGUUUGUUUGGACAGAACGCUGGUCAGAAGCCAGCAGGCGGACUCUUUGGCGGCGCCUCCCCAGCCGCUUCUACGGGAACACCUGCUUCGACUGGAGGUGGUCUCUUCGGGGCCAAGCCUGCCGCUGGCGCAUCAUCGACUCCGGCUGCUUCUGGUGGUCUUUUCGGCCAAAACGCCGGCUCGUCUACGCCCAGCACAUCUGCACCCGCCUCAGGAGGUCUCUUCGGUGGCGGCGGCGCUUCGAGCGGUACUCCUGCUGCAUCCUCCGGAGGGCUAUUUGGAGGAGGAAACGCUGCGGCGAAGCCGGCAUCGAAUCUUUUCGGCGGCGGAAACACUGGAAGUUCUACCCCGUCUGGAGGCCUUUUCGGCCAGAAUACUGCGUCGAGCGCCUCAUCAACUCCUGCUCCAGCUUCUAGUGGGGGUAUGUUCGGUGGUUUGAACAAGCCUGUAUCAAGCACACCUGCUACUACUACUCCCGCAACUCAGGCUACACCCGCAAAGCCUAUGUUCUCGCUCGGAGGAUCGACAACACCGGCUGGAGCUCCCCCGGCUGGCGCAAGCAAGCCUGCCGCAGGCGGGCUUUUCGGUGGUGCCGCAGCAUCCGGUUCCGCAGCCCCGUCUCCCUUCGGUGCUGCGGCAGCCAAGCCGGCGGAGAGCAGUAGCGCAGGCGGUCUCUUCGGUGGUGCUGGCCAGUCUAAGGCUGCCUCCACAGCUCAACCGGCCAGUGGGGGUUCUCUCUUCGGUCAGGAGCAGCAGCAACCUGCCGCCAGCGGCGGUCUCUUUGGAGGCCAGAAGCCGGCUACAACCGCAGCUCCCAGCGCUGGUGGCCUCUUUGGUGGCCAAGCUGCUGCCACUACUACUUCAGCUCAGCCCGCUUCAACGACCGCCGCAGCUCCCGCAGCUGGUGCCUCAUCGCUUUUCGGUGCUGCCAAGCCUGGUACACCUACUACUUCGACACCGGCUGCGUCGUCUGCCGGUGGCUUAUUCGGCGGCAACACAUCCUCCACCCCAGCUGCGGCGACAACACAAGCUGGCUCUAGUGCAGGGGGCCUCUUUGGAAAGCCUGCUGCUACUACAUCUGCCACCCCCGCUGCUACCGCGGCCCCUUCUUCGCUGUUUGGUGGCCAGGCUUCCGCGACUCCUGCCAGCAAGCCUGCGAGCGGUGGACUUUUCGGAGGAGCUCCGGCGGCGAGCACCUCUCAGCCGGCAUCUACCACUACGUCGACUGCGCCGGCGACUACUUCUACUACCACUACAUCAACAACCGCACCCAGUACUACUGCAUCUGCUGGUGGUCUCUUCGGCGCCAAGCCGUCGACGCCCGCUGCCGGAACAUCAACUCAGAAUGGUACUGCACCCACUACCACAUCCGCCGCGACUGGCAACUCAAAUACCCUGGCUGCCUCUACAACCGGCCCUACUUCACAGCUCCCUCGGUUGAAGAACAAGUCGAUGGACGACAUCAUCACCCGGUGGGCCUCAGACUUGUCUAAGUAUCAGAAGGACUUUAAACACUACGCCAACCAAGUCGCUGACUGGGAUUUGGGCCUGGUGGACAAUGGCGAGAAGAUCCAGAAGCUCUACCUCAACACCUUUGAGGCCGAGAAGGCCAGCCACGAGAUUGAGCGUCAGCUCCAGGCGGUAGAGAGCCAGCAGGACGAGCUUGAGGACUGGCUCAACCGUUACGAGUCUGACGUUAAGGAGAUGUUCUCCCGCCAGAUGGGACAGGGCGAGACUCUAGCCGGGCCCGACCAGGAGCGCGAGCGCACGUACAAACUCGCUGAGAAGUUGACACAGAACCUUGACGAGAAGAGCAGAGACCUGUCCAAGAUGGUCAAGGAGAUUAACGACAUCUCCGGCACACUGAGCAAGGGUACCAAGCCCGAGGAUCCCUUGAGCCAGAUCGUCCGCGUUCUCAACGGCCACCUAUCGCAACUCCAGUGGAUCGACACCAACGCUGCGUCCCUGCAGGCCAAGGUGUCUGCUGCACAGAAGGCGAACAACAACCUUGGCAGCCAGUACGGAGCGCCGGAGACGGAUGCAGCGGAGAGCUUUUACCGAUCUUACAUGGGCCGGCGAUGA
Molecule: messenger RNA, 2280 nt
Organism: Colletotrichum spaethianum
Lineage: Eukaryota; Fungi; Ascomycota; Sordariomycetes; Glomerellales; Glomerellaceae
Product: nucleoporin NSP1
Exons: 2
Coding region: 1-2280 (759 amino acids)
Biological process (GO): protein import into nucleus; RNA export from nucleus
Cellular component (GO): nuclear pore; nuclear pore central transport channel
Molecular function (GO): phospholipid binding; structural constituent of nuclear pore
Source: RefSeq, a predicted model, not a curated record